This is a messenger RNA of Stomoxys calcitrans (stable fly), 1461 nucleotides long. RefSeq lists its product as uncharacterized. The transcript has 2 exons. The record is from RefSeq and is a predicted model, not a curated record. Lineage: Eukaryota; Metazoa; Arthropoda; Insecta; Diptera; Muscidae. Bases 241 to 1128 code for a protein of 295 amino acids.
UGCCAAACCUUGUUCCUACCUGGUCCCCCUAAUCUACUUUCUAAGUUUCGCAGCUAUUUGCAUUUGCAUACACCCACAUACCUCAUACUUUAUAUGUGUGUGUGUGUGUCUCUCUCUUUGUACUAAAGAUGUCUCGCUUUCAGCAGCCUUGUGUACUCCGUCGGCCUUUUCCUUUUCUUUUUCCUAUUUCAAACUUACUUAUUAUCUGGGCUUCAACCACUGCUGUUCUUCCUGAUUAUCAUGCCCAAGUAUACCAAAGAGACACAAAGGAAGUCAUCCGCGGUUCCCUACAAGAAGGAAAAAUACGAUUGCCGUAUCUGUCACCGGUCUCAUGCCCUACGAUCUUGCCAAAGGUUUUUGGAAAUGAAAAUGGCAGAUCGUUUGGAAGCAGUUCGAAGGCAUAGUUACUGCUUCAACUGUCUGGCUCAUGACCACUUGGUGGUAUCCUGCUCUAGCAGUCACCGGUGUCACCACUGCAAAAAGAGCCAUCAUACCCUCCUCCACGUCGAUCCGAAACUACGGGAUGCCCUUCUUAAGAGCGAUCGGAAGCAAUCGCGUCCCAACACUCCUGAGCGGAAGUCAAAGGAUUCGUGCCCACCGAGGGAUUUUUCGCCAUCACCGUCUUCUAAGCAGAGGACAUCUCUUUCGGCUAUUCUUCGACAGAACAGCAUUGUGUUGCUUCCUACGGUGCUCGUUAAGGUAAAAGGCAAGUCUGAACGAUCCACAGCCCGGUGCCUUCUCGACUCGGGGUCUCCGGUGAGCAGGAUCUCCAAGAGAUUGGUAGAUUCGUUGGCGCUCACGACAUUGAGCCUGAAAGAGGAGACCAUAUGCCCACUUCGCCUGACCUCCAGAUUCGACGAAACGGUAACCAUUGAAGGCACAUUUCGUGUGAGUAACCGCAUUUCAACGGUGACGCCAGCUGAAUCGCUUCCGGAAUCAUUUAAAAGACAUUUCCCCCACUUAUUCUUUGCGGAUUCGAAAUUUUUCAAAUCGGCCCCGGUGGAUAUUGUAAUUGGUGUCGAUCUUUAUCCCAGGGUCAUCGCAGAGGGUGUAUACGCCCAGAAUGGUUUGCCUACGGCACAAAGUACUAUUUUUGGUUGGGUGAUCUAUGGUGUCUGUUCGCACUGAGCGCACUACAGCGUUCUCAUUAUUCUUCGGUAUCAAUGAAUUUAAUCCAAACUGAAUAAAAGAGUUAUGAAAUGCACUGUUGAUUUUUACUUUACUAGCGAAGCACAAGCUCUAUCUUUUAAACAGGUCCAUUGAGCGGUUUGAUUCAUAGAAGGAUGUCCACUACUGACAAGCUUGCCUUUUCCAUGUACCAGCUGGAUCCUGAUGAUGGAGUGAUCCUUUGGCUAUUCUACGGAGCUAUACAACUAUUAUGUCAACAUUUCCUUUCCUUACUAGAGUAAUUAAAUUCAUAACUAGAGUAAUUAGAUUCAUAACGUCCGUUUUCAUAGAGUU